Messenger RNA from Didymodactylos carnosus, 1073 nucleotides. Lineage: Eukaryota; Metazoa; Rotifera; Eurotatoria; Philodinida; Philodinidae. The record is from the annotation of a GenBank genome assembly.
CAGUUUCACAAUAGACGUUUAUACACCAUUCGAUAGAGAAUUUCAAGAGCUACAUUUUGCACUAUUUGUAUUUCAAGAUAGAUAAAAUCGACUUUUUGGCCUAAUGUCCGCUUAGUUGCCCACUGUGAGUCAGCCUCGAAUGUAACUGAGAUUAAGCAAGAAAAGUUUAUAAGAAAACACUCAGCUUGUGUUUUUAUGAAAGUUAGUAGUUACUGGUAGUUAAAUUAACUAGUUAGUAGUUAGAACACCUACUAACUAAGGUAGUUAGUAACUACAAUAACUGCUAAACGAAAAAGUUAGUCAGAUAAUCCAAAAUUAGAUGAUACUACUUCUGCUACUGCAUGUCUUCUCGCUCUUUCAUAUACCUUGGUGUCUUCUGAUGCCACAAGCCCUUUUGGUGCUUUUUUGUGAUAUCCUACCUUUGUGUAAAAAUAAAUUUCAGUUCAGUUCAGUUCCGUUUGCACUGCUCCUGUUCUUAGUCCUUCAUUUUGAUUGAUAAUCUCAUUUCUUUUGUUCUCCACCUUCGAAAAAUGCUUCACAUGUUUUGUUGGCACCACCUUCUGUAAUAGUUUCAGAUAAUUUUGUCGUGGUUUUGAUGUUCUUGAUGAACUAAAUUCUAUUGUAGAGUCAUGUGUUGGAGCUGAAGUUAUUGCUAAUCUAACUCUGAUGCUUCUCAAUCACCAGCUGUUGUUAUUCCUUCCACUUUGUUUGCUGCUAAUGCUCCAUGUUCAUCGAGCUCUUUGGUCUUUUCUGUACCAUCACCUAGCCAUGAAUUAGUACGUAAACAAGCAACAGAGAAUUACUUAACUACGGCAAAUAAAAAACAAAAAUAUUACGAUGAACAUUUAAGAAACUUGGCUGAUAAAUUUAAUCAAGGAGAUUGUGUUGGUAUUAAAAUUCAUGAUGUGGAUAGAACUAACACAGAUCCGAAAAUUUUGCCAGGUGUUAUUCACAUGAAAGAGAAAAAAAGUGAAGAUUUUGUUUUUGAACUUACUUGUCAGUUUGGAAUACUGACUACGAAGUUUGAUGUUGAAAGUCUUGUUGAUUUAAAAACAGCUUGUCAGUCAAAUUGA